ACCGGAUGUACACUUUAUGCACUGAUCGAACGAGCCUAGCUGGCCUAGCCUCGUUCGUUGUUUUUCCGGUUCAGUUUUGUGAUCGAGAGUAAGCUCCCGGUUUCCGGUCUUUUUCAUCUUGAAUUUGGAAGCAAUGGCUGUCGGCAAGAAUAAGGGGCUGUCGAAAGGUGGCAAAAAGGGCGUCAAGAAGAAGAUCGUCGAUCCGUUCACCCGCAAGGACUGGUACGAUGUUAAGGCGCCGACCAUGUACACGGUCCGUAACAUUGGAAAGACGUUCGUCAACCGAACGCAAGGCACAAAGAUUGCCUCGGAAGGGCUGAAGGGCCGCGUCUUCGAGGUGUCCCAGGCGGACUUGACGAACGGCGAGGAUGCCUACCGCAAGUUCCGACUGAUUGCCGAGGAGGUGCAGGGGCGCAACGUCCUGACCAACUUCCACGGCAUGGACCUGACCACAGACAAGCUGCGCUCCAUGGUCAAGAAGUGGCAGACGCUGAUUGAGGCCACGGUCGAUGUGAGGACAACGGACGGCUACCUGCUCCGCAUGUUCUGCAUCGGCUUCACCAAGAAGUGCGCCAACCAGCUGAAGAAGACCUGCUACGCCCAGCACAACCAGGUGCGGCUAAUCAGGAAGAAGAUGACUGAGAUGAUGGUGGUGGAGGUGUCCUCUUCCAAUCUCAAGGACGUAGUGAACAAGCUCAUUCCAGGGAGCAUCGGCAAGGACAUUGAGAAGAGCUGUCAGCACAUCUACCCCCUGCACGACGUGCUCAUCCGCAAGGUCAAGGUGCUCAAGAAGCCCAAGUUCGAGCUGGGCAAGCUCCUAGAGCUGCACGGUGAAGGCACCAGCAAGGGUGGCGCGGCAAGCACUGCGGCGGUCGCAAAGGGAGAGGAAGGAGUCAAGGUGGAUCGGCCCGAAGGUUACGAGCCCCCAGUCCUCGAGACUGUCUGAGAGCCUUGUUUCAAUAAACAAGUUUCAUGGGUGCA
Messenger RNA from Ixodes scapularis (black-legged tick), 981 nucleotides. RefSeq names its product 40S ribosomal protein S3a-like (gene RpS3A). Gene Ontology annotation, cellular component: ribosome; cytosol. The record is from RefSeq and is a predicted model, not a curated record. Gene Ontology annotation, biological process: translation. The transcript is spliced from 7 exons. Gene Ontology annotation, molecular function: structural constituent of ribosome. The coding region runs from base 134 to 946 and encodes 270 amino acids. Lineage: Eukaryota; Metazoa; Arthropoda; Arachnida; Ixodida; Ixodidae.